CUCAAUAUUUUUGGAUGUCAUAUUUUUUCCUCCUUGAAGAUAAAUAGAAUGAGAUUAUUGUUGGAACCCUUGUUUUUAUAUCAAUUUGUUUGUUUAUAUUGCUAUGGUUUUCGAAAUAAAGUGCUAAACAAAGAUCGAUAUAUGAAGAAAGCUAUAUAAAAUAGUCUUUACUUGAAUUCGAAUCAAAUAAAUAAUAGCUAACUAAAUACCAUAUUGAAAAAUUGUGCGAGAAUCCUAAGUUUAAGGAAUGGUAAUCAUAACCAUAAAAUAUUUGAAUAUUAAUUAACACUAUU
This is a messenger RNA of Paramecium tetraurelia, 293 nucleotides long. RefSeq lists its product as uncharacterized. The record is from RefSeq and is a predicted model, not a curated record. The transcript is spliced from 2 exons. Lineage: Eukaryota; Ciliophora; Oligohymenophorea; Peniculida; Parameciidae.